Trypanosoma cruzi is the source of this 364-nucleotide messenger RNA. RefSeq lists its product as uncharacterized. The transcript has a single exon. The annotation marks the transcript as partial. Lineage: Eukaryota; Euglenozoa; Kinetoplastea; Trypanosomatida; Trypanosomatidae. The record is from RefSeq and is a predicted model, not a curated record.
GGAACAACAACAACAACAACAACAACAACAACAGCGGGUAAAGAGCGAAGCGAGGAUGAGAGAUGUUGCGGCUGCGCUUGAAGAGGCUUUCGCGAUUAUGGAUGCACUGCAGGCAGAGAAAGAUGCUGUGCUUUUGGAGAAGAAGACGCGUGAGGCGUCAUACGAGGCGGAGCUGCGUAUCCGCGUUGCGGAGACGGAGGGGUUGACUGCCACAUUGCAAGAGCUACGGGAACAGGUAAGCCUAUUGAGGAAGCAUCGUUCUUUGCAUGGUUCGUCGCAGCGGUACGAGUUGGCGGAUGAAAGUCCAGGGAACUCCGAGGACCACGACGGCGAAAGAGGGGAAGAGACGCCGAAAUCUUCUUAA